Molecule: messenger RNA, 3233 nt
Organism: Penaeus chinensis
Lineage: Eukaryota; Metazoa; Arthropoda; Malacostraca; Decapoda; Penaeidae
Product: ankyrin repeat domain-containing protein 10-like
Exons: 6
Coding region: 92-1411 (439 amino acids)
Molecular function (GO): protein binding
Source: RefSeq, a predicted model, not a curated record
CGGAGGAGGCAGACGUGCUGCUCCAGGUGUUAAAUAAACUCACCCUAGGAACUGACAGUUGGGAUUGAUUUUCGCGUUGAAUACUACGAAGAUGUCCAAAAUAAGCGAGGGCAGCGGCGGGUGGGGCACAGUGAGUGAAAAUACACUUUCGGAGAAAUUCCCUCUCCACCGCGCGUGUAGGGAUGGCGAUGCGGACUUCCUUCGCUCACUCCUACGGCAAGAGGCGGCUCGCUCCCACAUCGCCGUCGAGGACACUUACUACGGAUGGACUCCGAGUCAUUGGGCGGCUUACUUUGGCAAGCUGGAGUGCCUGCGCCUGCUGAUCUGCGGCACGGGCAACGGAAUAGCAGCCAACCCCGGCCAGAAGACCUCGCGCUUCUCGCAAACGCCCAUCCACAUCGCCGCCUUCGCCGGCCAUCCGCACUGUCUGCAGUGGCUGAUUCAGGCGGGAGCAGAUCCCAACGCGCAAGACUACCUGGGUGAGACAUCCCUUCACAAGGCUGCUCGAACUGGGUCUGUGGAGUGUGUAAAUCUCCUUGCAAUGAACAAAGCUACUUUAGGGAUCUGUAACAACAAUGGUCAGACAGCUGUCCAACUGGCCAGCGCUUGUGGUUUCACUGAUCUAGCGAAUCAUCUGCAGCAGUUACAAGGCAAGCAAGAUGGAAUGGCAGGAGCAAGUGGUAUAACGAGGAGCAUCCCAGCACAUGGACUCAAUGGUGGGGUCUUCCCUCCUUGCUCAAACUCUGCUCUCUUUACAAAUACACUCUUGUCCCAGUCCACUAAUGGCCAAGAAGCACCUGUCAAAAAUAGUGUCCAGUCCAAUGGUCACAUUCUUCCUAAUGGUUUCCAUUCGUCUCCAAUAAUUGCUAAUGCUAAUGGUCAAUCACCAAAUCAAGCAAAUAAUGGUGUCUGCACCUCUUCCAAUGGAUAUUAUGGGUUUCAGUCAACAAGUGCUGAAGCUAAUGGAGGCAGUGAAGAAUGCGACAUGGAAACGGAUGCAUCUCCUGUAAGCAUUAGUCAGAAUGGAUCAACCAAUGAACAGAAGAUUGGAGUAGCAACAGGAUUUGUAAAUGGACAAGGAAGAACCCCAAAUGGUCAGGCAGACAAGAUCACAUUAGAGUUUACAAAUGGGGAUGUGAUUGGCACAGUUCUUGGGUUUACCAAUGGACACUCACUAGGAAAUGCCUCUAGAAUGGCCAGUGGAACAAAUGGAACAUGUCCAAAUGGCUUGGAUGGUAACACUCUCAAAAGCCAUAAUGACUUGGGACAAGACAUCACCUUGAACCAUGGGAUUUCUCAGAAUCACAUCCCAGUUGCUGGCUGUAAGAGGUCCCGGGAGGAGGGUUUUAUCCCCGAGAUCAAGAGGAUGAAGACUGAGGACCAGUCAGUGAGAUGUACCAGGCUUCUGUGACAGACCUCGAUAGAUAGAUAAAUAGUUUUCUGUCUAUCUUCUUCCUCAUGAAAGUGAAUGGGUGAACUUAACUCAUGGGCACUGGGAACUUGUAAUGUUUUAUAUAGUUUUUUCAUAGAUACAUGUGCUCAGUCACCAAGAAGUGAAUUGGUAGAACCAGUAACCUCAGCUAAUUUCCUCUUUCCACAAGUUUUUUUGAAAAAUUCUAAGAAAACUAAUGCUGUUAUUAUUAUUAUUAUAGAUAUUAUAAAUAUUUUCAUGUUAUUAACGAUACUAGACUAAUUGCAAUCUAAGAUAAAAAAAUAUAUCUGGAUAUAAAGAAAAAUAGUAAAGACGUGAGAUAGGCAGUACUAGUUAUUGACUCCUUGGUGACUAAGCACUUGUGGCAUCUUAUGUGUAAAGACAAAUAAUAAAGUAAGCUUACAGUGGUGGUACUGGGAGUCUCAGAAAAAUCAGAAAAUAUACAAUAAUCUAUUUUGGAAGCUUAUUCUUUAUCUCUUAUGAAAUGGGAGUGAAAGAAUUGAAUAAGAAAUGUGAAGAGUUAAGGAGUAAUUAGUAUUAGCCAUGAAAGAACAAGGAAGAACUUGUCUGAAAUAAGAUGAACAUAAAUAACGGAUAAUGGAAUAUAUGUAGGGGAAAAAUAGGAAGAAACAAUCGAGAAAUGAACUACUGAAAGGAAAAUAAGGUGUUAGUUGUAUAAAAGGUAAUUUUGAGUGACAAAGAAUAUGAGAGAAAGAAAAUCAUUAUAAUGCAGGAUUGCUAGUAGGAAGAAAGGAAAGAAGGGAGAGGGGUUAAAAGGCUGAAAAAGUCAUAACUGGAUUAAGUAGCAGACAAAGAGAUUAGAGAGGUGAGAUUGAAGAGAGGUAAAGCACUGGAGAGAUGGCAAUAAGCAUGAAGGUAGUCAAUAUUAAUAAACAAAGAAUCAUUUAAAUAUCUUCACAUAUUUUUAAUACGAGGCCAUUUGCCAUGCAGAAUAGUUCAUUAUGCCUUGUGAUAAUCCUGUACUCCUAAAUAAGGUGUAACUAAAAAGGUGUGAUUGCUGCUAAUGUUAUGAAUCCACAUUAUCACCCUGAGGAGUCUGGGAUCCCACAUUGAUGCAUUUGAGAGCUACAUUGGUGAGUAGAUGAAUGCUAUUUAAUGAAUUAGGGAAAGGUUUUUGAUGAAAUAUCAAAGCAUUGAGACACCUCAGAUUUGUAUGUACUAGAUUUCACACACAAUGUAAAUCAGAUUAUUUAGUCAUUUACUAAAUGACUUCUGGAGAUCAGAUGCCUUAUUAUACGUGGAAUAAAGCUAUGUAGAUGAACUACUAUUGACAAUAGUAGACACUGAUAUUAUAAAUAUUUUUUAUGUAUUACAGUAUUUGAGUUGUAUAAUUAAUUUUCAUAUACAUGCUACAAGUGUUGGUUACUAUAUUAUUAUGUAGUAAUCCUUUUAAGCCAGAGUAAAUACUAGCCAUGAAGAAAGCUUACUGUAUAUAUAUCUACUUUUGACUUGCUAUUUUUUGUUGGACCUGGGUUAGCUGCUUAGUUGUCUAAUAAUUAGAAAAUAUGUAAUUGUUCUUAAUUGCUACGACUGAAUAUUUCUUAUUUAUUUACUAAUAUCAAACAAGAAUAAUGCAUACAAUAUUAUUAUUACUUCUUUAUUAUAUGAAGUUCUUUAAGUGUUCAUAAGUAUUACUCAUGAAUCAUAUGAGUUCUAUUUAUAUGCUUAAGGACUCAUUUAUUUUGUUGAAACACACACACACGCUUGCGCACACACACACACACACACACACACACACACACACACACACACACACACACACACACACACACACACCCAC